Molecule: messenger RNA, 1634 nt
Organism: Styela clava
Lineage: Eukaryota; Metazoa; Chordata; Ascidiacea; Stolidobranchia; Styelidae
Product: kynureninase-like
Biological process (GO): NAD+ biosynthetic process
Cellular component (GO): cytoplasm
Molecular function (GO): kynureninase activity; pyridoxal phosphate binding
Source: RefSeq, a predicted model, not a curated record
UUAGUCUGUAUAAUUAAUUUGUAGUUUUAUUCGCAAUAAAUAUCAACUGUAAAUACAGAAACGAUUAUAAAUCAGUAUAUUUAUUAUAUAAAUGGCAUCGUGCAUAUUUGAUGACGACCUGAAAGGCAAAAAUGAAAAGCUCGAACUCGAACGAAUAUCUAACGAGGCGGAUAUGUCGAUAACAAGUGAAAAUUUCAGCAAAUUUCUUGACGAAAAACAUCCUCUCUCGUUUUUAAGGGAAGAGUUCAUAUUUCCAUUAAUUAAAUACAACGAAAAUGCCGAUUCUUCUCUUGUAAACGUAGACGAAAAAUGCAUUUAUAUGUGUGGUAAUUCACUGGGACUCCAGCCAAAGAGAACCGUUGAGUUGUCACAGCAGGUACUUGACAUGAUGGCUCAAGAUGAAAUCUUGUCGGGGGAGAAAUGCUAUACCAAGCCUGAUCCAGACAUGAUGUCACAAAUGGCAAAAAUAGUUGGCGCUAAUGUCGACGAGAUCGCUGUUAUGAAUGGACUAACAGUAAAUCUCCACUUGUUAUUGGUGUCAUUUUAUCGACCAACCGCGACACGACACAAGAUUUUAAUUGAAAGCAAAGCAUUUCCAUCAGAUCACUACAUGGCGGAAUCCCAGAUACAAUACCAUGGGUUUGACCCAAAAACUAGUUUGAUAACAUUGGAGCCUCGACCAGAAGAAGAUACUCUUAGGCCUGAAGAUAUUAUUGACUAUAUUGAAAAGGAGGGGGAAUCUAUCGCCGUGAUUUUAUUCCCAGGUGUUCAAUAUUACACUGGACAAUUAUUCGAUAUGGAAUCCAUUACAAAUGCUGGUCACGCCAAAGGAUGCUGGGUAGGUUUUGACUUGGCGCAUGCUGUGGGAAAUGUUGAAAUUCACUUACAUAACUGGAAUGUCGAUUUUGCAGCAUGGUGUACAUACAAAUAUCUCAAUUCUGGCCCCGGUUGUAUCGCAGGAGCAUUUGUUCACGAAAAACACAAAAACAAUAAUUUCCCUAAAUUUAUGGGACCUUAUCAGGGAGCGAAUUCUACUGUAAUAAGUGAUUACGAAAUAUCGUCUCCCUGUCCCCUAAUGAUGGCAAGUGUGAGAGCAAGUAUGGAAGUUUUUGCGAAAACUACAAUUAAGAAACUACGAAAUAAAAGCUUUUUCUUAACGGGGCUUCUAAAAUAUCUGAUACAACAUUAUUUUCCAAUGUCAAACAAAGAAUUAAACCUACCAACCGUAUCCAUAAUCACGCCAGAUAACUUCCAAGAACAUGGCGCACAACUCUCAUUAGUUUUUUCUGUUCCAUUAAUCGAGAUUCACAAAGAAAUGACGAAACGAGGAGUCGUGUGUGAUGUCAGGAAACCCAACGUUAUUAGGAUCGCUCCUACUCCUCUUUAUUGCACAUUUCACGAUGUAUUUCGAUUUGUGGAGGUUUUGAGAGAGUCAUUUCAAGCAGCUUCGAGCAUUAUAAUUCGAAAAUAAAAAUUUUAAUUCGAUUGUUUAUUUUUUUCUUUCGUACCACCCAUUCCUGCCUGGGCCCUAACUAACGACUACUUUUUUAUGAAUUAAUGAAAUUAAUGCUAACUAUAAUUAAUUACCGGUAAUGAAAACACUGAUCACGAAUAAAUAGUCACUUAAUACCACA